AUGCCUGAUAAUGGUAAAGGGGUGAUGAUUUUCGAGGCAUGCAUCUGUCUUCUCAUGAACGCGGUAGCACUCAUUGGAAAUCUGUUGGUGUGCUUAGCUGUGUAUAAAAAUUCUCGCUUGCGUACAACCACCAAUUUGUACAUAAUAAGCCUGGCUGGUACCGACUUACUCUCUGCUACCCUGGUUAUGCCAUUUACGGCCGGAGUUCUAAUUACACGGAAGUGGCCAUUCGGAACUGUCUACUGCUUCAUACAUGGGUUUUUGGCAAACUUUGGGCUUUUUGCUUCUACUUCUAUCAUGGGUCUCACGGCUUUCAACCGAUAUGUCAGAAUUGUGAAAACAACCAACUACAGUAACAUCUUCUCCCGGAAGAAGUCCCGCACUAUACUCAUUUGCUUGUGCGUUUUCAUUGCUGGUUAUAUCAUUGUACCUCAAUUUGCUGGUUUACAAGAAAUUGGAUUCCUUCCUCAUUAUGCCAGCUGCCACAUAAUCCAUCACACCAAGGCAGGCAUGAUUGCUCACUACUCAAUAGUACUGUUCUUGUUUCUUAUGUUACCUUUUGGUGUUGCCAUUUUCUGUUAUUUCAAAGUGUUUGCAGCCAUUCAAAAACACAACCUUGAAGUUGCCCCAGGCUUGCAAAGUCGCAUUCGCGCGGCGAGAAUCACUUCUCAAGAAAUCAAAAUUUCCAAAUCUCUUUUUGUUGUUGUGUUUGGGUUUGGCCUGUGUUGGAUUCCAGCCUGGACCCUUGCUAUAAUCAAGAGAUUCUGUUUAAUACCUUCACUACCCCUUGAGUAUUACUUACUUCACACGGGACUGGUAUUUUUAAGCAGCUCAACUAAUGUGUUUAUUUACGCAGGAAUGAAUAGCUCAUUUAAAGCCGAAUUUCAACGCAUUUUAUCAUGUCGUGACUAUUUAAAUUCAAGGAAGGUUUCUCCACCGUUGCCACAUCAUGGGCGCUUGAUGGAAUUAAGGCCGCAAUUAGAUGCAAAAUAA
Messenger RNA from Porites evermanni, 993 nucleotides. NCBI's taxonomy places the organism in Eukaryota, Metazoa, Cnidaria, Anthozoa, Scleractinia, Poritidae. The record is from the annotation of a GenBank genome assembly.